GAGAGAGAGAGAGAGGGGGAGAGAGGGAGGGACUAUUCCUUGAGACAGGAUGGUGACGCACUGUAUGGUUCAAUUUUCACCUGACUCAUACACUUCUAGGCAACUGUGACAAUGUGCACACCUGGUCUGAGGAGUGGAACUACAGUGGAUUACAAAAACAACCAUAACCAAAGGCAAAAUCCAUCAACCAGCUUCUCUAACAGUUUGUCUCGAUUCACUGCCUCCCAUGCCGGUGGGCAGUUUCAGCCAGGAUAUCAUCAAGUUGAUUUUCCACCCUUAAGUCACGAUAAGGACAAAGACGCUGAGAACAAACCUGACAUGUCACUCCUGCAGAAAGAUGUUUGGAGAAAAAUGCUGUAGGACUUAAAUCUUUUGAUGUGUCCCCAGGCAAAAUGUUUCUUCCUGUACAGUCCAUUUGGUGCAUUGUACUGACUCUAUGCAUGUCAGUCUGUGGUUUGGAGAUUCCUAAAUAUGAAGUCAUUUGCUCAAAGGGUCUCUCUGAUUGCACCAUCAUGAGCCAUGGGCAUGUUACUGUAGCAGAGGACAACAAUGCUGUGUAUGUCCAAAACCUGACUCCAUCUAUCAAGCUCUGCUGCAAAGACAGUGCACCAUGUACAUUAUGUCUGAUGAUAGACAUAGAGAUAAACAUCCAUCUGGAUAAAGUCAGUGAGGAUGAAGGCUCUGGGUAUGAGGAAGAGGAUUAUAGCGAGGAGACGGAGAGGAAUUCAAAAGCGUCUGUGACAGUGUGUUACAGCGUACCUACCAUGCCCACGUGCAAGAAGGUGGAGUUCAAGGUUAAUCAUACAGCUCUUUCUCUGCAAAACCAAGCAAAGAUUUUAAUGACGAUUACUAAGCCUGCUGGGAUUUCCUUCAGCAGCCAUGUGAUUGUUUAUUCUUCUACACAACCAAAGCCAUUGCAAAAAGUUGAUGCUCCUUCUCUAGAUGAAGUUUGCGUCCAGGAGCAGAAGGUACAUGUAAAAGAGUGUCAUGUGCCGAGUUUCAGCUGUGUAGUUGACCAAAAGAUGAAUUGGGUGGAGCUGCAGUUUGGCAGGAAUAAAAGCCUCCCCUUUGUUUGUGUCCAGUAUGAGAAGAAUGGAAUCUGUCAGAUCUGGAAUAGGACAACCAUCCCUCUGCAUUCUGUGACCCCCUGCAUGUGUCUUCAGGUAUGGGAUGAGGAUGAUCAGAGGUCUAUACGCACUCAAAGCUGCCCCUUCAUUAAUAACACAGAUUUUCUCCAAAGGAGCGUAUGGCAGAAUGUGUCAGUGUUUGUAAGUGUGGGACAAUUAAACAACUACCACACAAUGCUGUCAUGGAACCUGUCGGCCCCCUGCAGGCUGGAGGGUGAAGUGUGGCCCUGCCAGAAAGAGAACAGCUACUGCAGAGAAGUGAAGGGCUUUAGACAACAGCUGGAAAAUGGCACAUGGAGACAAAACAGUAAAGGGCAAUGGGAGACAAUAAGGGUGUUUGAAGACAUCCACGUUCAGCUCUCAGCAUGUGUGAUGGUGGAAGUAAAGGGAAUGGGAAGUGUGCUGGGUCCAUUCUGUUUAAAAAACAGCCUACUUGCAGACAGAUCACACUGGAUUCUCCUGGUUGUUGGUGUAAUGCUGCUGGUUUGCAUUACUGUGCUCAUAUUUUAUCUCCUUCAUGACUUCGUCAAGAAAUGGGCAUGGAGCUGGCAUCAUGGCGGAUUUGUAAAGAUUGGCAGAAACGGUUGUAUGGUGGUGUUGCUGAGCCCCCCAGAUGUGGAUGAUGGUGUUUCAGAGUCAGUAUGUCGGCUUGGCUCCCAGCUCUUUAACCAGGGCUUCAGUGUGUCUGUGGAUCAGUGGAGCAGGAAGGAGCAGUGCACUAUGGGGCCUCUGCCAUGGCUGCACUCCCAGUUGUUGGAGAUGAAAAGCCUGGGCGGCCGAGUUGUGCUCGUCUUGACCCGCAAAGCCUUGGAGAGAGCAGAGGAAUGGACCCAUGGAAAUGAAGAGGUUAGCAAGAUGAAGGAAGACAAGGGUCUCCCUCAGAUAUGUUCCCCUUACUCUGAUGUGUUCACGGCCUCCCUAUGCCUCAUUCAAGCGGACAAGCAGCUGGGCAUAGCUGGAGAACAUUUUCUUCUGGUGGAAUUUGACUCCCAUCCAAGAAUUGACAGAAGACUACCGGAGCUUCUUCAGGGGCUGCCCCUGUUCCAGCUUCCCUCUCAGAUCCAGGCUCUGUUGUCUGAACUUACUGUGGGAUGGACAAGGUGGAAAUGGAGUGCAAAGACUAAAGAGGGAAAAGAUAAGCAGAAGGCAUCACACUGUAAAUAGGUUGCAGUUGAGAGAAACUUGGGGACAACGCCUUUUAAGUUCCCAUAAAUUAUUGUUGCAUAUUAUCUGUGCUGAUAUCUGAAAGACUGUUCAUCCAAAUUGUGGAUAAGAAAAAUAUACGUCACUAAAGGCUGACUGGCAAUGAUCUAUAUUGUUGUUAUGUUAAACAAUUCCAUGACAUGGCCAACAACAAUAUAUCCAUCCCUCAUUACUUUUUUGACUACACUUUUCUGUCUCGAGUUACUAGAACCAAAACCGGUUUAUUUUUUCUUAAGAUGUUAAGUAAUUUCCUAACAAACGGCUGUACAUCGCAAGUUUUAGUUUUAAAAUUACUUAAAUAGGAGUAAUUUGUCAAAGACUAUUUUCAGCUGCAGAUUUGAUGUGUUAGCAAACAGCUGGGCAGCAGGAGGAGUUUGUGGGACUGGCUCAAAUGUUCAUUGUUGAAGGAAAAUGUCACAAAAUGCACCAAUGUCAAAAGUGUUUUUAGUGUUUUUUGGGCAAUAGCAAUGGUCUAUAAUGCAGAGGAAUACGUUAUAUAAGGCUUUGGCUACACAGACUACUUCUUAAAUAUUUAAAUCAUUGUUUGUUGUUGUCUUGUCAUCAAAUUUGUUGAGUAAGAAAAAUAUAGAAUAAGAUCAGACUUAUCCUUUAACCUAAACUCUUACAGCCUAGUUAUAUCGAUAUACUGUAAGUCUGUCAACACUUGUCUAUAAAUAAAUGUGCUUAUUUUAGUGCAUGGC
Molecule: messenger RNA, 3031 nt
Organism: Etheostoma spectabile (orangethroat darter)
Lineage: Eukaryota; Metazoa; Chordata; Actinopteri; Perciformes; Percidae
Product: interleukin-17 receptor C
Exons: 17
Coding region: 393-2291 (632 amino acids)
Molecular function (GO): interleukin-17 receptor activity
Source: RefSeq, a predicted model, not a curated record